Messenger RNA from Paramecium octaurelia, 343 nucleotides. NCBI's taxonomy places the organism in Eukaryota, Ciliophora, Oligohymenophorea, Peniculida, Parameciidae. The record is from the annotation of a GenBank genome assembly.
AUGUUUAAAAAGAAAAUAGAUGACAAUAUUUAAACAGAAUUAAGAUAGAUUUAGGAAUCGCGUUAAAAAUUAAUGAAAUGUGUCCUAAAUACUCGAUAAAGAAAUAUUUCUUUAUAAUUAUAUGGAGAUGAUCUGACGCCUGUCAUAACUAACGAAAAGGUCAAUCGAUAAAAUGAAAAAGAAAAAAAUGGUAAAUCUUACUCCUUACUUCCUAGAAUAAUAGUUAUUAUUAGAUUCCAUUAAAAAAUAAUACACCCAAAGAUCCCCCAUGGGCAAUGCGUACUGCGGUUUAAAAGCCUUAAGGAAGUGUUAACAAAGUAAAUUGUUUAAUAAAUUACUUUGA